UCACCCCAUCGCAGAGAGUAGCAAGCGAAGGCCGUCCUUCGCAAGAAAGUCUUACCACCGAUCCGCGCAUCCUUCGUCUGCUCCGAUCCGACGUGGGCCAAGAUGUCGUCUCCGAGGAAGAUCACCCUGAAGAGCUCCGACGGCGAGACGUUCGAGGUGGACGAGGCGGUGGCCGUCGAGUCCCAGACGAUCAAGCACAUGAUCGAGGGCGAGGGCGACGGUGCCGAUAUCGCCAUCCCCCUACCCGAUGUCACCAGCAAGAUCCUCGCCAAGGUGAUCGAGUACUGCAAGAAGCACGUCGAGUCCAGAAGCUCCGAGGAUCGCGCCAACAACGAGGAGCUCAAGUCCUGGGACGCCGACUUCAUCAAAGUCGAUCGGGCCACCCUGUACGAUCUCAUCCUGGCUGCAAAGAGUCUGAACAUCAAGAGCUUGUUGGACCUGACAUGCCACACUGCGAUGGACAUGAUCAGGGGCGAGAAUCCCGAGGCGACGGGCAAGAUCCUCGGUAUUGGUAUGUUCCUUCGCUGAGGGAGAAGUGCUAUUUCGGCUUAUUAGGGUGACCUUCAAUAUUAGGGAGAUUAUAACAAUAGACGUUCUUUUCCAGUUAGGAGAUAUUAGUGUUCUUGCAUUUAUCUUUUCUUUUUUGAAGUUCCAAUUUUACAAUUACGCAAUCAAACAAUCCGUUAAUGCCCCGAAUGUGAUAAGUGAAACUACUCGAAGUUUUGCUCGAGAGAAUGCUCCUUUAAGUUCGGCACUCCUCGAUUGGUACCAUUGGCAAGUGGGUCUCGUCAAAAAUUGUUUAUAAUCA
Punica granatum (pomegranate) is the source of this 808-nucleotide messenger RNA. NCBI's taxonomy places the organism in Eukaryota, Viridiplantae, Streptophyta, Magnoliopsida, Myrtales, Lythraceae. The record is from RefSeq and is a predicted model, not a curated record.